AACACAAAUAUAAAGAAAUGAGAAAAAUAAAAAAGAUAAAUGAAAUCACCACAUUAAAAAAAAAAAAAAAAAAGCAAAAAUGAAUAGAGACUCUCUCUCUUUCUGGUGUUAAUAGGAUCCCAAAGUUAUUCAUUACUUUCAUCACACUCUCCAAUUGUUGAGCUGAAAUCUUUUACUUCCAUUAAUACAUUACCAGUUAGUGAGCCCACCUCCACCAAAAGUAGUCAUUAUUAUAUAGUAUUUAUAAUCAAGAAUCUAUAAUCACACAGAAAGAAAAAAAAAUGGAAGUGGCUAGUAGGAGAAAGGGCAAAAUUUCAAGAAAUGGCGUGGUUGAUGAAGUUAAAGGUGGGAUUAAUGUAUAUAGUGAAAAAGAAGAAACCUCACAAGUUGAAAAUGAUGAAAAAAUUAGUACUACUAGUGGAGACAACAACAAUCAAGUUCAUAAAAAGUUGGAAAUGGGGCCAAAGCCAAAUGUUGGUGUUGUUGGUGGUGGUGGUGUGAUGAGUUGCAAGAGAAAAAGUUGGAAAUCUGAGAGUAAUUUAGAAGGCAAACCAAUUCAGAUUGUUAAAAAAAGAUCUGAAUUAAACAAGAAUUUGGAUGAACAAAGUAAAGAGUUGACUACUGUUAUAUCUGCUGACAAUGCAAUGAAGAAAAGUCCAAUUCAAAGCAAGAAAUGUGGAACUGAGAAAAGCCCAGUUAAAACAAUGAAGGCAAAAUUUGGUGAAUCAAGUGAUGGAAAUGAGAGAAAUGGAAUUCAGCUAAGGAAAGUGAAAUCAGAGGCAAAUAAGGAAGGAAAUGAGAAGAAUUCUGAAUUAAGAAAAGUGAAAUCUGUUUCUCUUCAAAUGGUGAAAACAAAAUCAGCAUCAAGUAAAGAACUUGAAGAAGAAAAAUGUAAGAAUUUUGAGGAAAAUAAGGUUGUUGUUGAUGAUGUUCUUGAUGAGUCAAAGAAGAAUCUUGAAGGGUCAUUUGAGGGAAAUGAGAAGAAUUGUGAAUUAAGGAAGGUGAAAUCUGUGUGUCUUGAUGGGAAUUUGAGGAAUUCAGUGGAAGCAAAAUCAGAGAAAUGUAAAAAGAUUUUUGAGGAAAAUAAGGUUGUUGUUGUUGAUGAUGUUCUUGAUGAGUCAAAGAAGAAUCUUGAAGAAAAUGAGGAUGGAAAUGAGAAGAAUUGUGAAUUAAGGAAGUUGAAAUCUGUGUGUCUUGAUGGGAAUUUGAGGGAUUCACUUCAAAUGGUGAAAACAAGAUCAGAGAAAUGUAAGAAUGGUUUUGAGGAAAAUAAGGUUGUUGUUGAUGAUAUUAUUGAUGAGUCAAAAAGGGAUCUUGAAGGGUCAUUUGAGGGAAUUCAGAGGAAAAGAUCUACUGAAGAAAACUGUAAGGAAUUUGAUGUGUGUGAAGAGAAAGUUAUAACAACAAGCAAUGUGGAAUCUCAAGUGAAAUCUCCACUUAAAGAAGAGUCAAAUCUUGAAAGUGAAGAAGAAGAAGAAGAAGAUCAAGAAGAUAUUGAUGAGAAAAUUGAAAAGGGAAGUGUUGAUGUUAAAGAAGUAGCAGAACAGAUUUUUAAGCCUAAAAAGAUUGUGAUUGAAGAGAAUAACAAAGUUCAUAUUAGUAACAAUGAGAAAAAACAAGUGCCCAUUUCUCCAAUUAUCAAGAAACAACCUCCUCCAAUUUCAGGCCAAUCAAGAAUUCAUCAUCAUCAUCAUCAUCCAAGUCCAACAAGAACCAAACCAGUUCCAACAUCAGAUGAAGAAUUUCAGAGCAAUAUCCCAAGACAACAUAGCAACCUACAAAGCUUCGUUGAUUUGAUUAUGUGGAGAGAUGCAUCAAAAUCAGCAUUAAUCUUUGGAUUUGGAACAUUUGUCAUCAUUUCAUCUUCUUAUACUCAAGAUCUCAAUAUCAGCUUCAUUUCUGUGAUUUCCUACUUGGGUCUGGUCUACCUUGCUACAAUCUUUUUAUUUAGAUCCCUCAGGGGUGCAAAUGAUAUAGGUGAAUCAAGUGAAUAUGUAUUAGGGGAAGAAGAAGCAGUAUGGGUACUGAAAUUGAUACUGCCUUAUGUAAAUGAAUGUCUCUUGAAAAUUAGAGCCCUUUUUUCUGGGGAUCCUGCUACUACAAUGAAGAUGGCAGUUCUGCUGUUUAUUUUUGCAAGAUGUGGCAGCUCUAUAACUAUUUGGAAAAUGUCUAAAUUGGGCUUUUUUGGAGUUUUCAUCGGACCAAAAGUCUGUUCUUCUUAUUCCACACAGCUAACUGCCUAUGGUACGUUUUGGAUUAGACGCUUUCGAGACGCUUGGGUAUCUUGUACUCACAAGAAAGCAUUUGCAUUUGCAAUAUUCACACUCAUUUGGAAUUUAUCUUCAAUAUCUGCAAGGAUUUGGACAGUUUUUAUGUUGUAUGUGGGAUUUAGGUACUACCAACAGAAAUUGAUGAAAGAAGGAUGGUUAGGUGAAGAUGAAAUUACAGAAACCGAGGAUUAUUGGCAAGAAAAAAUUGAAAGACAAAAGAAAAUUGGGAGAAGAUCCAGUUUAAUGGAAUCCAAAAAACAAAAGAAAACACAUUAAAGGGAAAAAAUUAGCAAAUAUUUGAGAUGUAUAAAGACAGUCUUCAUUUCAUAUUACUGUACAUAGUUGUUUGUCAUAGUAAAUAAUUGAAGUUUUAGCUUACAUUGCCUAAUAAAAAGUCAUUUUCUUCCUCA
Molecule: messenger RNA, 2680 nt
Organism: Lycium ferocissimum
Lineage: Eukaryota; Viridiplantae; Streptophyta; Magnoliopsida; Solanales; Solanaceae
Product: reticulon-like protein B21
Exons: 9
Coding region: 282-2546 (754 amino acids)
Source: RefSeq, a predicted model, not a curated record